AGGAUUAAAUGGAAAAUAGUUGUUGAGAUUUUGUAAAUAAUUCUUAUAUUAAUUUCUAUUCUAGUGAUAUUUUUAUUUUUGAAUACAUUUAUUUUUUUAAAAUUACAUCACUACUUACCUGACGCUUCAAAAUACAAUACAAUGGAGGAUUUAAGAAGAUAUUUAUACCAAACCUUAACUAAGGUUGAAGGUCUUUACUCAAUUCUAAUAUCUGAUCAUGAUGGUGUUGUUAUUUUAAAAGCUCAUGCCAACAAAUCAUCUGAACACAAUUCAAAUUACAAACAUUCAUUUUUAUCAGAAUUUAAUUCUGCAUCAGAACAAGCAGGAAAAUUAGAACUUGGAAAAAACAAAACAGUGAUUUGUUUUUAUACUAACAAUCAAGUAGUCCAGUUAAAUUGCUCAAGAUUCUUAAUUACAUUUGUGGCUUCUGAAAAAGCAAACACUGGCAAUAUAUUAGGGCUAGAAAAAAUACUGGAGCCAUUACUAAAGGAUUUGCGAGCUAUUCAGUUUCCUUAAUAAAUUACUUGUUCUUAUUUUUUAUUUUUUUUUUUUUGUCACGUUAUAUUAUAUAAUAUGAUGCAUUAAUUGUUUCCUUUCGUUCUAAUGAUUAUUAUUUUAUUCUAAUUUAAUGUUUUUAUUCUGAAAUUUCAAGAAGUUGAAUGAUGAUAAUGUAUUUGUUAAUGUUAUUGUUAUUACUACAAAUUAAUAGAAUACAAGCAAUUUUACUUUGAUACCUAGUUAUAACUUAUAAACUUUUUUUUAUUUAUUCAAAUUGUUUUUAUAAAAUACAUUUUGUUAUCAAAUAUUAGAAAAAUAUAAAAUUCCUCUGUUUUUGAAGUCUCUAAAA
Molecule: messenger RNA, 847 nt
Organism: Acyrthosiphon pisum (pea aphid)
Lineage: Eukaryota; Metazoa; Arthropoda; Insecta; Hemiptera; Aphididae
Gene: Lamtor3
Product: Late endosomal/lysosomal adaptor, MAPK and MTOR activator 3
Biological process (GO): cellular response to amino acid stimulus; positive regulation of TOR signaling
Cellular component (GO): Ragulator complex
Source: RefSeq, marked provisional